Molecule: messenger RNA, 7144 nt
Organism: Peromyscus californicus insignis
Lineage: Eukaryota; Metazoa; Chordata; Mammalia; Rodentia; Cricetidae
Gene: Fam25a
Product: family with sequence similarity 25 member A
Exons: 4
Coding region: 317-586 (89 amino acids)
Source: RefSeq, a predicted model, not a curated record
AGAUUCUCCCUGCCCAAGGAAGGCUGGACUUGACCUGCUGGCUCAGGGUAGAUUGGCCUGAGUGCUUGUGUUCAAGGGUUGCUCCCCUGGAGUGUCUUCCAAGAUGGGGAAACGGAGGACAGACCUCACCUGAGUCACCUUCAACCUCAUACAGGGAGGGAAAGCUGCCUAGCGACGCAGACCAGAAUCCAUCCACGCUUCCUAGUGGCUGGGUAAGGGCUUGGUGCCCUGGAGCCUGGCAGGCCGUCAUAGGAAUGUAUAAAAGCAGGCUAACCCGGUCUGUGGCACUGUACCUAUCACUCUCUGCUGCUGGACGAUGCUGGGAGGCUUGGGGAAGCUGGCGGCCGAGGGCCUGGCCCACCGCACUGAGAAGGCCACUGAGGGAGCAGUUCACGCAGUGGAGGAGGUGGUGAAGGAGGUGGUGGACCACGCCAAGGAGGCUGGAGAGAAGGCCCUUGCAGAUGCCCUAAAGAAAGCCCAAGAGUCAGGGGACAAAGUGGUGAAGGAGGUCACUGAGAAGGUGACCCACACUGUCACCGACGCCGUUACCCAUGCUGCAGAAGGCCUGGGUAGACUGGGUCAGUGAGCUUGCAUACCACCCUGCCCAGCCCUUCCCGAAUGUCAAUAAAAAGCAUGAAAUGUGAACAGAGUCCCGAGUUUACUCCUGUUUGGAUGGAAAUCCUAGGCAAAGUGGUUUUUUGUUGUUCUUUGUUUUGGACACAGGUCUUAUAUGGAGCAGGUUGGCCUGAACUCACUUGCUGUGUAGCUGAGGCUGACCUUGAACUCCUCAUCCUUUUGCCUCUAACUCCUGAGUGUGGGAUCACCAGGAAUGGCUAAGUGUUUUUUAAUGGAAACACUGUAUAUUGUUAGCUUCUCCUCUGCCAUAGAGGAGCAUCCAACAUGGUGGGUACCUGCCACCUCUUGUGGUCCCCAUCCAAUGAAUCAGGUGAGGAAUUAUCUUUCCAGCAAGCAGUCCGUGUGUGUGCGCGUGUGCGUGUGCGCGCGUUUUCAGGCAGGAUCUCUCACUGGCCCGAAACUAGCCCGGUAGACUAGGCUGGGGGACCAGCAAGCCCCAGGGCUCUCCGCCUGUCUCCACCUCUGCAGCACUGGGAAUACAAGCUCGCACACCACCAUGGCUGUUCUAAUUUUUUAUUUUAAAUGUGGGUUCUGAGGAUGGAGCUCAGGUCCAUGAUUGCACAGCAAGCCCUUUACCUAGGGAGUUCUCACACCUUGAACGGUCAGCCCUCUCCCACCCCUCUCCCUUUUCUUUCCUUCUCUAUUUGUCAAAUGACCUAGGGUUUAACAAGCACCACGCCUGUUCUCUACCACGGAGCUCCAUCCCCAGCCUGUGCUGCAGGUGUGCACAGGUGUGCAGGCGCUCAACAGGCCAAGUGCACAUUCCCUGUAGCUAGCAUUCUUUGGUUUUCCUUGCAAUGGAGGGUACAGAAGCCAGUUAUGGAGGAAGACAUCCACUGCUUGUUUCUGGAGGCUCCUGGUGGACUCAACCAGGAGACAUGUGGCCAAGACAUAGGUAGUGGGUGGCAGUGACCUCCUUCUUCUCUCAUGAGCAAUCAGCACCUUACAGUUCAAAUAAAUGUGUGGAGGACUGGAUGUGGUGGCACACCCCUGUAAUCUCAGGGCUUAGGUGCUGACACAGGAGCAUCAGGAGUUCAAGAUCAAGCCUCAGCUAUGCAGUGAGUUUAAGUUAAGUGAGUUACAGACCGGCUAAGACUCGGUCUGUAAACAGUGUGCAAGUAGACAGCAUUUAGAAGUUCUGUAACAGAGGCCAGGUUGUAAUGCUACAUGCUGUAAUUUCCAGCACUUGGGAGGUGGAGGAAGGAGGCUGAAUCCAAAGCUAGCCUGGGCAGAGAUGGGUGGUCCUGGGAUCUGGCUUGCCAGCCACUCAAGCUGAAUGAAAUGAUGAGCUCCAGGUUCAGAGAGACCCUGCCUCAAAAAUCAGGGUAAAGAAGGGUGGAGGAAGAUACCCAACAUCAACCUCUGGUCUCCAUGUGUAUGGGCUAGUAUACAUGCACACACAUGUGCAACAUGUGUUUAUGAUACACAUACACAUCUUUGGGAGCAUAAAUUUAGAGAAAUCCUGUAUAAAACUAUUAUUUAUUUAAGACAGUGUUUCUUUGUGUAGCCCUGGCUGUCCUGGAAGUAGCUCUAUAGACCAGGCUGGCCUCAAACUCACAGAAAUCCGCCUGCCUCUGCUUCCUGAGUGCUGGGGUUAAAGGCAUGUGCCACCAUGCCUGGCUCUGGCUCUAAGAUUUUAUUUAUCUUGCUGGAAGCUAUUUGCUCUUAGCAGAAAUGAAGAGAAAAGGUCAAGGAAUAAAUCGGUUUCUUGCCACAUUUUGGCCCUUCUGGAACUGUCUCACAGAUUUCCAAAGGCCAACACUGGAACGCACAUUGUCUAGCUAGUGCUGGACUUAUCUUGGUUUGGCUCCUGAAGACUUCUGAAACUUCCCCAAUCCAAACCCAGGCUUAUAGAGCUAAGGACACUAUGAGUGGCAGACAUGGAUUGGAAUGGUCUCCUCAGGUGUGUAAAGCUGCCCAAAGGGGAAAUGUAGACUUACUAUUACAGGUUCAUGGUAGCAAGAGCAUGACAGCAAGACGGAAACAUCAGAAACCAUCAGAAAUCACUCGGGUGGCAAGUUGUGCUGUUCAUGAGGCUUUCCACACAAUAUGGAGAUGGUGCCUAUAAAUUCUACUGAACUGUAAGUUCCUCAGUCAGGGAGUGGGAUCUGUGUCUGGAAGGCUACCAUCUUUGGCUAACAAAUGCUGCCUGUAGAGGAAAUGGACUGCACAUGGCUACUGAAGAGAAAGGGCUAGGGAUGUAGCCCAGUGGAGGAGUGUUUGCCGCAGACAAGCAAGGUCCAUGCCCAGGCCCAAAACACAGCUAGAGGAAUGUAAAUACAUAUGUCCAAGUAAAUUAGUAAGUAGCAAAAUAUAUAUGCAGAACAAGUUCAUUUUUCAUAUGGCAAAUGACAUAAUCAUAUAAGAACAGCAUAAAAAUCUAAACAGCUUAUACCUGAUAAAAUAUUGACAGUGGUCCUCUCUGUCUGUGGGAAUGAGAAAUUCUUACUUUAGCACUGUAUACUUCUCUGUUUGAUUUUAAGAGGAAACUAAUGCAGUUGUUUUAACAGUUUGGUCAUGGAGGGCAGUAUUAGCUUAUUCGAGAUUGUUCCCUAGUGAAGUACCACUGAGAGUUUGUCACCACUUGGGAAGAGGGAAGGAGCAGCAUUUGGAAGCAGAGCACUGUGGCUCUGUGGACAGCCAGGGUGGACUGAGUGCAAGAUUUCUGCUUACCAGGCUACGGAGGCCAGCUGGCACUGUUGAACUUGCAUGGCAAGUCCUCAUGUGAACUAGUCCACAUGCCAUGAGGGAGAUAAACAAUGAAAUUGUCCUAUCUCAGGCUGACAAGAUGGCUCAGUGGAUAAAAUGUUUGCUGAGUAAGCUCGAUGGCUGGAAUUCAGUCCCUGCAACCCACAUCGAAACACAGGAACCAAGUCCACAAAGUUGUCCUCUGACCUCUGCACGCACACACGCCAUGGCAUGUGAGUGACCCUACCCCGCAGUAACAAUAAAAUGUUCAAAAAAAUUGUCCCAUCUCCAAAGAAAGUCAAAGUGUUGCCUACAUUUUAAUUCCCCUCCCAAACUGCUGUUUCCUAGAACAAGUGCAUCUUCCAUAUUUUAUUUUCUUCUAAGUGUACUUGGCAAUGAGGGGCAUGAAGUCAGUGUUUACCAAAAUCAUAGUGGUGUCAGAAAAAAUAAUGCACUGCAGUGUUCAGCUUCUAUUCCUGGUCACCCUCUACCCUCCCUGGUUACCAGUCUAGAAAACCAAUGGCCUGCUGUUAGUGAACAUCUACAGUCCUGAAAUUCCAGCACAGGGAAGCUUGAAUUAGGAUUGCCAAAAGUUCAAGGCCAGACUGGGCUAUAAGAAUUAAGACCCUGUCUCAAAAAAGUUGAACAGCCUGGAAGACCCCUGGAAAGACAGAAUGUUGUUGGAAUUCUUUCUUUCCAGACCUCAUUUAUCUGGGCAUGGUGACAUACACCUUAAAUUCUAACACUCAGGAUGGACAGACAAGAAGAUCAUAAGUUUGUGGGCAGUCUGAGCUAUGUAGGGAGACCCUAUCUCAAAAACAAACAAACAAACAAAACCCCAAAAACCCAAAGGCUGGGGGUGUGGCUUAAUGGUAGAGCACUUGCUAGCAUGUGCUAGGUCCUGGGUUCCACUUUAGAGUACCACAGAAAACAGAUUCCCAAACUGUAGAGACUUGCCAUCGUUUGAGCUGGUCCCUAGUCCCCAGGAACACCCACCACCAAGCUAUCUUUACUUCUGACUGCUCAUGUUACAUUAAGUCUUUUCUCUGGGGGCAGUAGCCAAAAACACUUAGACAUUGUUUAAGUUGGUGGCUGGUAACAGUCUGAGCAAACAGGAAAAGAGGCUUUUAUGGAAAAACUGGUAAGUGCGAGGUCUGCAGGGAGGGUACAUUCCAACUUACUUCUGGGGUCUGGAGAUGCCCUGUGCACAUGGUAUAAUGACCCUGAAAAUGUGCAGGGUGGGGUGCAGUCCAGAGGCUGAAUACUUGCCCAUCACACACUAGCUGCUGUUUGUUUUAAAACUUGCCUGAACGUUAUUGUGCACCCCGGGUAUGCCUGGUACCCCCAGAGGCCAGAGAUGGUGUCAGAGUGGGAGUUAAGACAGUUAAGACCUACCAUGUGGGUCCUGGAAUUGAACCCAGGUCCUCUGGAAGAGCAGUCAAUGCUCUUCACUGCUAAGCCUCCAGCCUCUAUCUUUUGAUCCCAAUUCUAUAAUCUUAUCUCUUUGAGUUCCUAGGAGGAAGUUAGUAUAGCCUGUGGGUUGUUUAAACCGGUUGGCCACUCAGCAAGUUGUAGGCUAUUAGGAACACACAACCCAAAUUUUUAGUGGAAAAGAUCUCGGUGGCCUACCACAGCAGCAGCCAGGUUAGAAAUGGUAGCUGCUGUGAGACACAGAAACUCCCUGCCCUUUACCAGCCUUUCUUAACUAGUUAGCCAGAAGGCCCUCGUUUGUUUGAUGACCAUUUCACUCUGGAUCCAUUCCUUGGACUGCACUACUUUGUAGUUUUCAACAUCAUCUCAGACGUCGUGUUUUGUGAGUCACUGUUUAGAGAACCAGAGAGAGGCCCUGCAGUUCCCAGACAGAACUUAAUUCUAAACUCAGCCCUCAGCCAUUCUCUAGCCCCUGACCUUCGUGAGCAGCAUCCUACUCCAACCCUAGUCUGCCUUCUCCCCCAGAGCCAGGAUUGUGCCGUAUGCCAUAAGGAGGAGGGCUGGGAGGCCUGAGCAGCCAUCUGCCUGGUAUGAAUUUUUGUUUUUGUAUUUUGGAGACAAGGUGUCUCUGUGUACCUUUGGAGCCUGUCUUGGAUCUCGCUCUGUAGCCCAGGCUGGCCUCGAACUGCCUCUGCCUCCCGAGUGCUGGGAUUAAGGGUGUGCGCCACCACUGCCCAGCGUCUGGUAUGAGUUUGAGAGGUAAUCAUUCUAUGCUUUCUCCGGGCCUCACAAUUCAUAACAUCCACAAUGAUUAGCAAAGGUGUACUUAAUUAUACCCUAAGGAUACCAGUGUGUUGUUACUACCACCAUUGACAUGUGCUUGGAAACACCCAGGCGUUUCUUGCACCCCCUGUAGCUGGCUGUAGAGGCAGAAACCGGAGCUUCUGUGUGUGGAAAUCAAAAAUAUCUCUGGCACUUCCACAGAAUGGAAGCUGGUUAGCAUAACUGUCUCUCUCUCCUUCUUGCAUUAAUACUUAUGGAUAGAACCCACUCGGUCAUUUAUAAGCACCCAAAAGUCGAUUAUGCGGGCUUCAACAGCCUUUGUAGCUGAAGAUGACCUUGACCUCCCCGUCCCCCACUAAGCACUGGAAUUAGGUCUUCACGUUUUAGUGUAUAACAUGGGCGCCAUUACAGUUUCUCGCCUAGCGCUUGCUCCCGUUGACUGCUGUUACCCUCCCUUGUUCCAUCUCUCCCAGUUUCCCGUCACCUCACGUAUGUGUUAACUUAGUCAACUAAAGGUACGCACCCCACACGCAGCUUAGAGAACCGACACUAUUUACCUUUUCUUUUGUCCUAUAUCACUCCCACUCUUUCAUGUUUGUAUGCACACACACACACACACACACACACACACACACACACACACACACACGAACUCAAGAGAUGGCUUAGCAGUUAAAAGCACUUGCUGCUUUUGUAGAGGACCGCCCCAUACACGCUAUAGUUUUUCAUCCAUUCAUUCACUGAUUAGGCAUCUAAACUGGUUCCAUCCUGGCUAUGGAUGUACAAAUAUCUAUGUGGUGUGUCAACAUAGACCAGGCUGGCCUCAGACUCACAGAGAUCUGCCUUGUACCACCACUGCCCGGCCCCAUAUUAUCUUAAGUAGCUGUUAAAUUCUGUAGCUAAAUCGCUUCAAACAAAACUUUAUUUAGAAGAUACCAAAAAGGGACAGGUAUGAUGGUAGCACUCUGGAGCAACAGGCAGGAUUGGGAGGAGUUCAAGGCUAGCCCCAGCUAAUAGCAGGUUUGAGGCCAUUCUGCACUACAUAAGACCCUGUUUUAAACAAAUGAAUAAACAAAAAGUACCAGAAAUUACACUAACAUAUUAGUUUUACACACUAUAGCCUCUUCCCCAGGAACAGCCAUUAUAGCUUAAUAAAAUGAAAUUAAAAAUAAUCCAGGAAUAAAAUCUGAGCAGCUAGCCAGGUGGUGGCGGCGCAUGCUUUUAAUCCCAGCACUUGGGAGGCAAAGGCAGGAGGAUCUCUGUGAGUUCAAGGCCAGCCUGGUCUACAAAGCAAGAUCCAGGACAGCCAGUGCUACACAGAGAAACCCUGUCUCAAAAAACCCAAAACAAAAACAAAACAAAAAAUUUGAGUAGUUCAUAGCAAAAGAAAUGACAUAGGCAGUUAUGAAACUUUUCACACCUCAAUUACUGUUUUAACAUUUACUAAGAGACUUUCAAAUAUGAAAACACAGAAAAGAAACAUAAACUUUGGAAAAGGUAGACUUUUAAUAACUGCUUUUUUCAUGAAGUUAAUCAUGCAGUUACAAAGUAGUUAGAAAUUUCUGAAAGGAUAUUGUUAAAAAAAAAAAAAAAGCACUCAUUCUUA